CAGGCCAAGAUCUCGACCGUGCCGCGUAGCGGCCCGAACCAGCGCCUUCUGAGGGGUUACAGCAAGCCUGUCGAGGAGAAUGACUCCGAUGACUAUGAGAAUCGGGGCUUCGCGACUGAGGAAGAGGAUGACUCGGAGGAACGUACUUUGACAUCGGGGCAAAUCGACAGCCUU
This is a messenger RNA of Phytophthora sojae, 174 nucleotides long. RefSeq lists its product as hypothetical. The annotation marks the transcript as partial. The record is from RefSeq and is a predicted model, not a curated record. Lineage: Eukaryota; Oomycota; Peronosporomycetes; Peronosporales; Peronosporaceae. The transcript has a single exon.